Messenger RNA from Diaporthe citri, 2091 nucleotides. RefSeq lists its product as uncharacterized. The record is from RefSeq and is a predicted model, not a curated record. Lineage: Eukaryota; Fungi; Ascomycota; Sordariomycetes; Diaporthales; Diaporthaceae. The coding region runs from base 1 to 2091 and encodes 696 amino acids. The transcript is spliced from 3 exons.
AUGGUAUCUGUCUCCUCUGAAGUCGAUAGCAGCUACAACCAGAUGACAACCAUAGCUGGCAGUGGCACAUCAUCUGUCCAAUCUAUUGCUGGAGCAUCUUCCAACGAGGCGUCCCAGGGCGCGCCAUCCCCUGAGUUCUCGACGUCCCGCAACUCAGAGGAGUCCUCCACGAGCUCUCGCUCCCUUCUACAGUCGCAGGUGGUAGUGUUCAGCUCGAACACAGUGCCCCAGUAUGGUCCCUCAGCCUCAUCAUCACUGAAUUCAGGAGGUCAGGACGGGUCGAUGAGCAUGGAUGGCAGCGUGUCCGGAUCUGGUGCAUCACCUAUUGGCCUCGGGGUACAGCAAACCUCUAGUUUCGACGAAUCAGGUAUCAGCGGCCAGACCAGCAGCAAUGCGGCCGGCUUGGGCGACUCCAGUAUAGCACCGGGAGGGUCCUACCAAGCCGGGCUGGUUAGUCAAACAACAACAGGCACCGUAACGCCGGCCCCAAGUGCAGCAGCUCCGGGGAAUCAGGUCGGCUCGGUCGGCUCGACCCGCGACAGUGGCAUUUCGUCCUCGGUCAUCAUGGAAUCAACGAUCAGUGACCAUGGAUCGGGUGGCAAUCAAAAUGAUCCAAGCAAUUCUGGGAACGGCAACGCAGCGAGUGCAAGCCAUGACAGCGCUGGUGCUUCGGGUAUCACCUCCGGAGCCUUGAGCUUUGAGCCAACAUCGUCUUUCAGCCUCCACAGCGUUUCUCCCACAGCCAUCAUUUCACCUGGCCCCCAACCAACAACGACCAAUGACGCAUCUUGGAGUGUACAAAGCUCAUCGAUGAACACUGACGCUGGUAUUGGCAACGGAUCUGGGAGCGCUGGCCAGGGUAAUCAACAGCUUGACCCGUCAUCCGACAUCUCUUCUGGCGGCAGCGGUCAACAAUCAGUAACUGGGACUGGAACAAAUGCUAUUCACAUUGCCGAGUCAGAAUCAAAGGAUUCGUCCACAUCAAAUGGGCCACCUAGGAGCACCGAUCGAGGUAAUCAACAGCUUGACCCGUCAUCCGGCAUUUCUUCUGGCAACAGCGGUCAGCAAUCUUUUACUAUGCCUCAAACUAAUGCUAUCUACAUAUCCGGUUCAGCCUCAAGGGAUUCGACCAUAUCAAAUGGGAUCCCUGGGAGCACCGAUCAAGGAAAUCCACAACUUAAUCCGUCAUCCGUCAUUUCUUCUGGCAAUAUCGAUCAGCAAUCUUUGACGACAGUCCAAACAAAGGCUACUCACAUGUCCGGGUCGGGAUCAAGGGAUUCAACGAUAUCCAAUGGCGUAUCUGCUACAGCUUCCAACCCCAACAUUGCAUCUCUCAGUGGUGGUUCUGUUGUCACCCCAUCAGUCGAUCCAAUUUUUUCUAGUGUCAGUGGGCAUCAGUCUGGUACCAAGGAGUCGUCGACCUAUUUGGAGGCUUCUACGAGCGUACAAGAGAACAAAUCGUCGUAUACCAACCUGCCACAGAGUCAAGGCAGCUCUUUAUCAGCACAAAUUGGCGCUACAAUGAUUUCCAAAGGCGCAUACUCAUCGCCUGGUAGCGGAAGCCUUUCUGCUCUUGGAUUUAACACGGCUCAUGAUGCUUCAAGAACUGGCAUCGUGUCUCAAGGCUUGACUCGAACUCGGCCACCAGAAGGGUCAUCAGAAACAUACCAGCACACCGGCCCCAGCCUAACUAUCAGCAGGCCUUUGGGCAACACAGGGACGGAGAAUUCGGAUAGUAACAGUAGAUCAGCUAUCACGAUGCCCGCACAGCUCACACCUUCCUCGUCAGACAUCUCUGGUGAGGCUGCUUCAAAUAUCACAGGUACUUCGCUUGUUGUCUCACCGGGGAACAAUUUCCAGCGCACUUCCGGGAGCGCUACCACCUACACGCCGCCAUAUGGGCAACUCCCAAGUUCCGCUGUUACAUUCGGAAGCCCGAGGCCCGAAGCCACCGGCAAUGACAACCCGACGGGUACUCGAACGGGAGACUUUAACCCAGGAUCCUUGUCGGAUGAGGCGCUGUCUACGACAAUCACCGAACCAUUCCAAAAGACCGAUAUUUCUACGGACAAGGAGGUCCAGCAGCGUUGA